AUGGCUGCCCCCGUCCUUCCGCUGCAGCAGGUCAAGCUGCCUGCGCUGCCGUCGACUCGUUUAACCCCCGAACAGCAAUACUGGAAGACGUUUAAGAACCCCCUCCUGAUCCCAUCACCGGCCAAUGGACCCGUCAAUCUCAUUACGCAGCCGUCCGCGCCCUCCUCCGCUUCCGCCUUCCCCUCUCUUACACAACCCCCGGAUGUCUUCACCGUGACGACGGGCGCCCGCGUCCAGAUCUACUCGAUCCGCACGCGCAAGCUCCUCCGCACCAUCACGCGGUUCGACGAUACGGUGCGCGGCACGGACGUGCGCCCGGACGGCCGCGUCCUCGUGGCCGGUGACGACACCGGCGCCGUGCAGGUGUUUGACGUGGCGUCGCGCGCCAUCCUCAAGACGUGGAAGGACCAUAAGCAGCCGGUGUGGGUGACCAAGUUCUCGCCGAGCGACCCGACGUGCGUGAUGAGCGCCAGCGACGACCGCACCGUGCGGCUGUGGGACUUGCCCAGCCAGAACAGCGUCAAGACGUUUGUCGGGCAUACAGACUACGUGCGCAGCGGGGCGUUCAUGCCCGGCUCGCUGGCGUCGUCGAACCUGCUCGCCUCGGGCAGCUACGACCGCACCGUGCGUCUGUGGGAUCCGCGCGUGGAGGGCCGCGCGGCCAUGACGUUCAAGAUGGCGGCGCCCAUCGAGAGCGUGCUGCCGAUGCCGACGGGCACGACGGUGCUCGCCUCGGCGGAUAAUAGGAUCGCGGUGCUGGAUAUCGUCGCCGGCAAGCCGCUGCAUAUGAUUCAGAGCCACCAGAAGACGGUCACGGCGCUGUCGCUGGCGUCGAACGGCGAGCGCCUGCUGAGUGGUGCGUUGGACGGCCACAUGAAGGUGUUUGAGACGACGGGGUGGAACAUGGUGUCUGGGUCGAAGUACCCGUCGCCGAUUCUGUCGCUGCGCGCGAUCACAUCGGGUGCGGCGCAGGAGGACAAGCACAUCGCGGUGGGUAUGCAGUCGGGACUGCUGUCGAUCAAGACGCGGCUGUCGGGCCAGCAGAAGAUCAAGGAGCGCGAGCGGCGGAAGGAGAUGCAGGCGCUGCUGGAGGGCAAGCUGGAGGAGCACGACCGCAAGAUGGCGAAGAAGAAGAAGCUGCGCGGGUCGGGCUGGGAGAAGCGGCUGCGCGGGCGGGACUUCAUCGGCGAAGGCGUGGAGAUCACGAUCGACGGCCAGGAGGGGCGGAAGCGCAAGAAGGAGCAGAGCUGGGAGGUCGACCUCCGCAAGGCCAAGUACUCGGCGGCGCUGGACCAGGUGCUGUCGUCGCGGGACAAGACGGCGCAGCUGACGCUGCUGACGGCACUGCGGCACCGCUCGGCGCUGCGGGCGUCGCUGCAGAACCGCGACGAGGUGACGCUGCAGCCGGUGCUGCGGUGGGUACACAAGAACAUCACGGAGCCGCGGCUGGUCAAGCUGUGCGUGGAGGUGGCGAUGAACGUGCUGGAUAUCUACUCGGCGAACCUGGGCCAGUCGGCGCAGAUUGACAAGAUGGUGGAACGGCUGCACCGGCGGCUUCGAGAACCCCUCGCCGUUCUCCGGCGGCUGCAACCAAUUCCGCCGGUCAUAUUCCCAGCCCUCAGCGCCUUCAAUGACAUGAAAGGUAUACGCAUACCGGCUGCGCGGGCUGGUAUUCUUCUCACUCUUGUGCAGCACAUUGCCAUGGAUCAAGACGAGCGACCCAGCCUUGACCUCAAGCACAUCCACAUCCUCCUCCUUUGGCGCCAGACUCGCAUCCUCCUCCUCCUGCAUGCCCUUCGGCAGUCCCGGCCCCUCAUUCACCACAAACUCCGUCCCAACCGCCUGUCCCUCCUCAUUCACCCUCCUCACAAACCGCCUCUUCACCGCACCCCCAGCCCGCCCGCGAUGCGAACCCGGAAACAUCCCCAGCGUCGCAUUCCCCGGCCCCGCAUCCUGCAGCGCAAUCCACCACCCCACCGCGGACGGCGGAUCCGUAUACAGAAAUUCCGAGUCGCGGUGCGGCGGCACCGCGCCCCCGAUCCCGGGCUGCUUGCAGAUCACCAUGCUCUGCAGCACGCGCGGGUCGACGAACCCCAGCGACCGAGCGAUGUCCGCGUUGCGCGCCGACAGCGUGACCCCGCGGAACGGCGGCGACAGCGUGUGCAGCGAGUGGCCGAUCUUGUUGAUGGCCUGCUGCUUGGGUUUCUGGAGCGCGGCGCGGCCGGUGCGUGCGUCCGGCGCGCCAAACGCGUCCGGCUCGAAGAAGAAGCGCACCUUGUCGCCUGA
This is a messenger RNA of Aspergillus terreus NIH2624, 2286 nucleotides long. Its product is annotated as snoRNA-binding rRNA-processing protein UTP15. Gene Ontology annotation, biological process: rRNA processing; positive regulation of transcription by RNA polymerase I. Gene Ontology annotation, molecular function: protein binding. Bases 1 to 2286 code for a protein of 761 amino acids. The transcript is spliced from 2 exons. The record is from RefSeq and is a predicted model, not a curated record. Lineage: Eukaryota; Fungi; Ascomycota; Eurotiomycetes; Eurotiales; Aspergillaceae. Gene Ontology annotation, cellular component: nucleolus.